AAUUCGCAAGCCACGCGAAAGAAAAUAAAGUGAAAGAUUCCAUGGCGGUAAUUGCGUGGUGGUGGCUACUUACGGUGGUUGUGGUGGCGUUUCACUCGGCGUCCUCGGCAGUAAUAGAAUCAACGUGGGAGGUUGAGUAUAAGUACUGGUGGCCGGACUGUAAAGAAGGUAUCGUUAUGGCCAUCAACGGCCAGUUUCCAGGGCCAACUAUAGACGCCUUCGCCGGAGAUACAGUCAUCAUCCACGUCGUCAACAAACUCUCCACCGAAGGUGUUGUUAUCCAUUGGCACGGCAUACGUCAGAAAGGGACUCCAUGGGCAGAUGGAGCAGCGGGUGUGACACAAUGUCCUAUUAAUCCUGGCGAGACUUUCACUUACAAGUUCAUUGUCGAUAAGGCGGGAACACAUUUCUACCAUGGACACUACGGAAUGCAAAGAUCAGCGGGACUAUACGGAAUGUUAAUAGUAAGAUCACCGAAAGAGAGAUUAAUUUACGAUGGAGAGUUCAAUCUCUUGCUCAGUGACUGGUGGCACCAAAGCAUUCACUCGCAAGAACUCGCUCUUUCUUCUCGCCCAAUGCGUUGGAUCGGUGAGCCUCAAAGCUUGUUGAUCAAUGGAAGAGGACAGUUUAAUUGUUCACAAGCUGCGUAUUUUAACAAAGGAGGAGAAAAAGAUGUGUGUACGUUUAGAGAAAAUGAUCAGUGUGCACCUCAAACUCUACGGGUCGAGCCGAAUAGAGUUUACCGUCUUCGAAUCGCUAGCACCACUGCUCUUGCUUCCCUCAACUUGGCCGUUCAAGGACACCAGCUAGUUGUUGUUGAAGCCGACGGCAAUUACGUAGCACCGUUCACCGUCAACGACAUUGACAUUUAUUCCGGCGAAACCUAUUCCGUUCUUCUCAAAACAAACGCACUUCCAUCAAAUAAGUACUGGGUCUCCGUCGGGGUUCGUGGUCGAGAACCAAAAACUCCUCAAGCACUCACCGUGUUAAAUUACGUCGACGCAACUGAGUCACGCCCAUCUCAUCCACCACCGGUGACUCCCAUCUGGAACGACACAGAUCGGAGCAAAAGCUUCUCGAAGAAGAUCUUCGCCGCAAAAGGAUAUCCAAAACCGCCGGAGAAAUCACACGACCAGCUCAUACUCCUCAACACACAGAAUCUAUACGAAGACUACACAAAAUGGUCAAUAAACAACGUCUCGUUGUCCGUACCGGUGACACCAUACCUCGGUUCAAUCAAAUACGGUUUAAAAUCGGCGUACGAUUUAAAAUCUCCGGCGAAGAAAUUCACAGUUGAUAAUUACGAUAUCAUGAAACCGCCGCCGAAUCCAAACACAACGAAAGGUAGCGGAAUCUACAAUUUCCCGUUAGGAAUCGUCGUCGACGUGAUUCUUCAAAACGCAAACGUUUUAAAAGGUGUGAUUAGUGAGAUCCAUCCAUGGCAUCUUCACGGUCACGAUUUCUGGGUUUUGGGUUACGGAGAAGGGAAAUUUAAACCGGGGAUUGAUGAGAAGACGUUUAAUUUGAAGAAUCCGCCGUUACGGAAUACGGUGGUUUUGUAUCCGUAUGGAUGGACGGCGUUAAGAUUUGUAACGGAUAAUCCUGGGGUUUGGUUUUUUCAUUGUCACAUUGAACCGCAUUUGCAUAUGGGUAUGGGUGUGGUUUUCGCUGAAGGAGUAGACCGGAUUGGUAAGAUGGAGAUACCGGAUGAGGCGCUUGGUUGUGGAUUAACCAGGAAAUGGCUCAUGAACCGGGGACGCCCUUAAAUAAACCGGUGUUGGUAUGUUUGAUAUGUGUUAUUUUUCCUCGUCGGCUUUUAUUAAAGAGCUAUUAAAUAUCUUAUUAAUUU
Arabidopsis arenosa is the source of this 1849-nucleotide messenger RNA. NCBI's taxonomy places the organism in Eukaryota, Viridiplantae, Streptophyta, Magnoliopsida, Brassicales, Brassicaceae. The record is from the annotation of a GenBank genome assembly.